AUGCAAGUGUUUCCAGACGACUCACCGAUUGCGGAAGCUGAAUCAUCGACGAAAAGAAAAUCAGCUCCAGAGACUCCAAAUCCACGUGGCAAGGCACCAGAAGCUCCAACGGACUCUAAGCAGCGUAUAGCUCGAAAAUUCCAGAAUUUUCAGCUGCGAAAAUCGAUUUUUUCAGAAAAAACGCCGGCUAUACGUGGAUCGAAGACUUCUGAAUCGUCUUCUGAAUCGCCUGCUCAAAAAACGGCGAAACGACGCGGAAAACCGGCUGAUUCGAAUAGUCUUUUGAAAUCGGUGUUGGGAGGACGCGGAAAAGUGCCAGAUUUGGCUAUGCAGGAGCUGGAAAACGAUCACGAUCCUCGCCAAGUCCGCUACUUGGUGCCAUCAGCAGCGGACCCGAAUCUGGAAGCCGAAGAGGUGGAUGAUGUCCCAGAAGCGAUUUCAGAGGGAAAAUUGGAGAAAACGAUUCCAAUGCCUCCAGAUGCUCAAAAAUCGACAGUUUCAGCUGCAAUUUUAGAGGGAAAGCCGCUGGAAAAUAAUGCGAAAAUUGUGGAAAAUUUGGAUUUGGACACUCCAGAAACCAAAAAAUCGUCGAAUUUUCAGCCAUUUUUUGACGAUUUUUCAGCUAAAAAUCACGAUUCCCCGAUGCGGAAAAUUUCAUCUGAACUUCCAUUUGAGGUGGUUCGGGCUGUUCAAGCUCCAAAUGUUCCAAAAAUUCCAGAUCAAGUGCUCUCGACAGCUNUGAAAGUUCCGCACACCCCAUGGGAUCAUUUGGCUGAAAUUCCAGCGCCAACCACUCCAAAGCCAAAAUCCCGUCAUAGAGUAGUUUUGAAGCUUCCAACGCCGGAGAAGAGUGAGUUUUUGGGUGAACCAACAAACAUUGCCGAUCAUGUAGACGUCUAUUUUGCGAAGAACGACGCGUGGGGCGUCGUUUCUCGAAAUCUGCUGACUACAGUAUCCCCGUAUUUCACACAUUUGCUGGACGACAAUCCACACAAUCGUCUUCAGCUGGACACGAAAUGGGCCGAUUUUCGUCUGUUGUUGGACGUUUUUACGAAUCAUUGCGAGCUAACAGCCGACAAUGUCAAACUGGUUGCUGAGCAAUCGAAAAAAUACAAGUCAAUCCAAGUGGAUCGAAUGGUGGAGGAGUUUUAUAAGAAUUCCAACACCAUCUGA
Caenorhabditis briggsae is the source of this 1173-nucleotide messenger RNA. The record is from RefSeq and is a predicted model, not a curated record. Lineage: Eukaryota; Metazoa; Nematoda; Chromadorea; Rhabditida; Rhabditidae. The transcript has 13 exons. Gene Ontology annotation, molecular function: protein binding. Bases 1 to 1173 code for a protein of 390 amino acids.